Molecule: messenger RNA, 365 nt
Organism: Cuscuta europaea
Lineage: Eukaryota; Viridiplantae; Streptophyta; Magnoliopsida; Solanales; Convolvulaceae
Source: the annotation of a GenBank genome assembly
GCUCUCCUCUCCACUCUUCCUAGUAUGGAAGAAAUUAAGGUUGCUGUAUGGGAUCUUAAUUCAAAUGGUUCUCCAGGCCCAGAUGGUUUUAAUGUUUCCAUUGAAGGCGGAUUCGAGUUUUGAGGCAGAGUUGGAAGCCAUGAGAGUGGCGAUGAACUGGGCGAUCGAUAAGGGCUACAUCGAUUUUCAGGUGGAAUUUGAUUCGGUAGAGGUGUUGAACUCCAUUUCAAGAAAGCCAACUGGGAAAUGGAAAGGGCUGAUUGACGAUAUUCUGGUUAAGGCUAGGAGGGCCGGUGUUUCUUUCGGACAGGUAAUGAGGCAGGCUAAUUGGCCGGCCCAUUAUCUUGCGGGUAUUCAGGUGGCCC